Molecule: messenger RNA, 5151 nt
Organism: Gossypium arboreum
Lineage: Eukaryota; Viridiplantae; Streptophyta; Magnoliopsida; Malvales; Malvaceae
Product: lysine-specific demethylase REF6
Exons: 7
Coding region: 137-4981 (1614 amino acids)
Biological process (GO): chromatin remodeling
Cellular component (GO): nucleus
Molecular function (GO): histone H3K4me/H3K4me2/H3K4me3 demethylase activity
Source: RefSeq, a predicted model, not a curated record
AAAACAUAAAGAAAAUAGAAAAUGGAAGCUUAGAAGAAUCUGAAAACUUUAACCUUUCUUUUAUUUUUUUUGUUUAUAAAAAUGAACUCUCAAUGAUUAUCCCCAUUCUUACCCAGAAAAUUUACACUUCAUUUUCAUGGCUGCUUCAAGCCUUUCACCAGAGCCAAGCCAGGAAGUGUUUCCAUGGCUGAAGUAUUUGCCCUUUGCUCCAGAGUAUAGGCCUACUUUGGUAGAGUUUCAAGAUCCAAUUGCUUAUAUUUUCAAGAUCGAAAAGGAGGCUUCCCAGUAUGGAAUCUGUAAGAUCAUACCUCCGGUGCCACCUGCUUCUAAAAAAGCUGCAAUUGGGAACCUCAAUCGGUCCCUUUUGGAACGUGCUGUUGUUAAUGCUAGCUCCGAUUCGAAACCCGCGCCUACAUUCACUACCCGCCAACAACAGAUCGGGUUUUGCCCUCGGAAGCAACGGCCCGUUUUGAAAUCGGUGUGGCAGAGUGGGGAAUACUAUACUUUCCAAGAAUUCGAAGCGAAAGCGAAGAAUUUCGAGAGGAAUUACUUGAAGAAAUACAGCAAAAAAGGUUCCCUUUCAGCUUUGGAAAUCGAAACCCUUUUCUGGAAAGCGACGGUUGACCAACCUUUUGACAUUGAGUAUGCUAACGACAUGCCUGGUUCAGCUUUUGCUGCUUUGAGCUCAAAGAAGAGUAGCGGUGGAGGGCGGGAAACAGGGGAAGGAGUUACGGUGGCGGAAACGCCGUGGAAUAUGAGAGCGGUUUCGAGGGCGAAAGGGUCGUUGUUAAGGUUCAUGAAAGAGGAGAUUCCGGGUGUUACUUCCCCUAUGGUGUACAUUGCAAUGUUGUUCAGUUGGUUCGCUUGGCACGUAGAGGAUCAUGAUUUGCAUAGCUUGAAUUAUUUGCAUAUGGGUGCUGGGAAAACAUGGUACGGUGUUCCCCGGGAUGCUGCCGUAGCUUUCGAAGAGGUCGUCCGGGUUGAUGGCUAUGCUGGAGAGUUCAAUCCUCUUGUUACCUUUUCUACACUUGGUGAAAAGACCACAGUGAUGUCUCCAGAAGUAUUUGUUCAUGCUGGAAUUCCGUGCUGCAGGUUAGUGCAAAAUGCUGGGGAAUUUGUUGUCACUUUCCCUAGAGCCUAUCAUUCGGGGUUCAGUCACGGAUUUAACCUUGGAGAAGCAGCUAAUAUUGCAACUCCAGAAUGGUUGAGAGUAGCCCGAGAUGCUGCUAUUCGAAGAGCUUCAAUUAAUUACCCUCCAAUGGUCUCCCAUUUCCAGUUACUUUAUGAUCUUGCACUCGAUUUAUGUUCAAGGGUACCUACGAACAUUGGUGCUAAACCAAAGAGUUCUCGCCUCAAGGAUAAGAAAAAAUGUGAAGGGGAAACCUUAGUUAAAGAAUUAUUUGUGCAGGAUCUCAUACAGAACAAUGACCUACUUCAUAUUCUUGGAAAAGGAUCUUCGGUGGUACUACUCCCCAAAAGUUCUACCGAUAUUUCUCUUUGUUCUGAAUCACGUGUAGCAUCCCGAUUAAGAAUAAACCCGAAGAUGUCACUCGGUUUAUGCCGCUACAAGGAAGCAAUGAAACCGUCACAAGUCUUAGCUUUUGAUGAGAUAAUGCAAUGCAAGAAUGAAGAAAUCAAGGGAAUAAAAGGUUUCUAUUCGGUGAAAGGAAAAACUGUUUCUACAUAUGAAGUUGAUCGAGAUUCUUCUUUUACUGGAGCUGAUUAUUUGUGUAAGGUGCCAUCACAGACCUUAAAUGCGAACAUUGAAAGAGAAAGUUCUGUUCAAGGUGAUACAUUGUCGGAUCAGAGACUGUUUACAUGUGUCACGUGCGGAAUAUUAUGCUUUGCUUGUAUUGCUGUACUUCAACCGACCGAACAAGCAGCUAGAUACCUCAUGUCAGCAGAUUGUAGCUUUUUUAAUGAUUGGACCUUUGGUUCUGGAGUAACAUGUGACAGGUUCACCGCUACUCAUGGGGAUGGAAUCACUUCAGAGCAAAAUCCUUCCACAAGGGGGAUGAAUAAAACUGCCCCAAAUGCUUUAUACGAUGUACCUGUUCAAUCUGUUGAGGACAAGUUUCAGAUGAAAAAUCAAAGUAAAGAAGUUCCGGAAGAUACUAAAGAAAGGAGAAAUACUUCUGCUCUUGGUCUAUUAGCUUCAACAUACGGAAAUUCAUCUGAUUCCGAAGAUGAUAAUGUUGAACCAAAAGCUACUGCCUCUGGUGAUGAGACGAAUUCAACAAACACUAUACCGGGAAGGAAACUUCAACAUAAUGAUUUCAAGGAGGAAGCUCCGGUCCAUGUUUUCGAUUGUGAUCCUGAACCUGGAUCUAAAAGAAGCCCUCCAACAAUCAACCAAGAGUUGGUAUCAAAUGGUUUGGGGGAUAAAUGUAGUGAUCCAACCAUAGAAUCUCACGGUGCAGAGAAAAUGAGGUUUAGUAAGGCCUUUACACAAAUGGAAAAUGCAGAUAGUCCGUUUGCUCCAAACUCCGAUGAAGAUUCUUCUCGGAUGCAUGUCUUCUGUCUCGAGCAUGCUAUAGAAGUAGAACAACAACUUCGUCAAAUAGGUGGAGUUCAUAUAUUUCUCCUUUGUCAUCCAGAAUAUCCCAAGAUCGAAGCGGAAGCUAAGUUGGUGGCUGAAGAGUUGGGAAUCGAUUAUCUUUGGAACAACAUCUUAUUUGGGGAUGCUACUAAGGAUGAUGAGGUGAGGAUCCGGUCAGCUCUUGAUAGUGAGGAUGCCAUACCUGGAAACGGUGACUGGGCAGUAAAGCUGGGAAUCAACUUAUUUUAUAGUUCCAAUCUCAGCCAUUCUAUGUUGUACAGUAAACAGAUGCCAUAUAAUUCCGUUAUAUACAGUGCAUUUGGCCGUAAUUCUCCUACUAGCUCACCGACAAAGUUGAAUUCUUAUGGGCGGAGGUCUCGGAAGCAGAAAAAAGUAGUGGCGGGAAAAUGGUGUGGUAAAGUUUGGAUGUCAAAUCAGGUUCAUCCAUUUUUGACACAAAGGGAUCCCGGGGAGCAAGAACAAGAAAAAAGCUACCAUGCUUGGGCAACUUCGGAUGAAAAUCUUGAGAGUAAACCAGAAAAUAUUCGGAAAGCAGAAACAUCCAAGGUGGCUAAAAGGUUUACUAGAAAGAGCAAAACAAGGGCGGGGACUACACCAAGCAAGAAAGCGAAAUGCAUCGAGCCAGAGAGUGUAGUUUCGGAUGAUUCAUUGGAUGGUAAUUCUCUUAGGCAGCAACAGAGAUUUUUUAGGGGCAAAAAACCUAAACUAAUCGAGAAAGAGAAGGAAAUUUCGUAUGAUUCAUUAGAUGAUGAUUCUCUUCUGCAUCAUAGAGAUCUCUCUCGAAGAAAAGGGGCCAAAUUUAUCGAAAGGGAAGCUUCUGAAUCCGAGGAUGCGGAGGAGGAUUCUGAUGAUCAACAGUUCCGGAAAAAUCUCGGAGGCAAACAAGGGAAAUAUAUUGUAGAAAAUGAUGUGGUUUCUGGUGAUUCACUUGACAAAACUUCUGCCAAGCAGUAUCGGAGGAUUCCUAGAAGCUGCCUGGCCAAAUUCAUGAAGAGAGAAGGUUCUGUAUCGGCUGAUGAACAAGAGGAAAUUUCCCAUCAGUUUCAUAAGCGAAUUCCAAGAGGCAGACAUAUCAAGUUGUUUGAAAGGAGGCUUGCUGUCUCAGAUGACUCGCGAGCAGACAAUUCCCUUAAGCAGUACCGAAGAAUGCCUAAAGGCAAGCGAGCAAAGUUUUUCGAGAGAGAAGAAGCAAUGUCGGAUGAUGCAUCAGAUAAUGAUGAUUCUCAAACUCAGCAUAGGAGGAUUCCUAGUGGCAAGCAAAUGAAGUGCAUGGAAAGAGAGGAUGAAUUUUCUGAUGAUUCACUCGAGGAUAAUCCUCAACAGCAACAUAGGAGGAUUGCUCAAAGAAAAGUAUCCAAAUUUUCUGAUCAAGAAGACAUAGUUUCUUUCGAUUCAUUGAAGGGUAAUUCUCAUCGACAGCAUAGGAGGAUUCCUAGAAGUCAGCUAACCCAGUUUAUCGAGAGGGAAGAUGCAGGUUCAUCGGAUUCUCCAGAUGAUAGUUCUCUUCAGCAACUUAGGAGGAUUUUGAGAAGUAAGCAUGCUAAAAUUCUUGAGAAGGAAGAUGCAGUCUCCGAUGAUUCAGAUGAUACUUCUCCACAGCAGUUUAGGAAGACUCCGAGAAGCCGGCAAGGGAAAUCUAUUGAAAGUGAGGAUGUAGUUUCAUAUGAUUCAUCGGACGAGAACUAUGGUCAACCGAAUAGUAGUUUUAGAAGCAGAAAAAAGAAAGCCCCAACACCACGACAAACAAAACAAAAAGCCCCUAAGAAUGUGAAACAAGGGAAACGUCGGACAACAAAACAAGUAAUCUCUCAGCAAAGCAAACAAGACACUCGUCGGAAUCGGAAUACCAAAAUUGAGCAAAGUGCUAGACAGGACAAUUCAUAUGAUGAAGAUGAGAUAGAAGGUGGACCCAGCACGCGCCUUAGGAAAAGAGCUCGAAAGCCUUCAAAAGAGCCGGAAACAAAACCUAAAGUGAAGAAGCAAGCUCUGAAGAACAAAGCAAAGAGUGCUUCAAAUGCGAAAGUAAGAGACGAGGAAGCAGAAUAUCAAUGUGACAUGGAAGGUUGCACCAUGAGUUUUGGCUUGAAACAAGAGCUCGUCCUCCACAAAAAGAACAUUUGUCCGGUAAAAGGGUGCGGAAAGAAGUUCUUCUCACACAAAUAUCUAGUUCAGCAUCGACGAGUUCAUAUGGAUGACCGACCUCUUAAAUGUCCAUGGAAGGGCUGCAAGAUGACGUUCAAGUGGGCAUGGGCUCGAACGGAACACAUCAGGGUCCACACUGGUGCUCGUCCUUACGUGUGUGCUGAGGAAGGCUGUGGUCAAACAUUUCGUUUUGUGUCGGAUUUCAGUCGUCACAAAAGGAAGACUGGUCAUUCAUUGAAGAAAGGUAAAGAGAUAAAACAUGAAUCACGAAAACUGUAAAACUAACAUUUCUGAUGAACCCGUUGCUUGAUCAGCAAGGUAGGUUAGGUGAAGAGAAGGUUAGGCCCCCAUUGUUGCCAUUUAGAAAACUGUUAAUUAUGUUUUGUUCAUGGGGUUUUAUCAUGUCCAUUCAUUCACUUGCAAAUCAGACCAGUUGCUUGGAUCUUGAA